Molecule: messenger RNA, 3023 nt
Organism: Leguminivora glycinivorella
Lineage: Eukaryota; Metazoa; Arthropoda; Insecta; Lepidoptera; Tortricidae
Gene: Tgs1
Product: trimethylguanosine synthase-like
Exons: 11
Coding region: 116-2821 (901 amino acids)
Biological process (GO): 7-methylguanosine RNA capping; 7-methylguanosine cap hypermethylation
Cellular component (GO): nucleus
Molecular function (GO): RNA cap trimethylguanosine synthase activity
Source: RefSeq, a predicted model, not a curated record
UCUACAUUAUUUUGCUAAUACUAAAACGAAACGUAAUUUCCACUCAUGGAUUGAAGGCGGAAUCUAUAUUAGUGGGUUAUUUCGUGAAUUUUCAUCUUUUCGUGCUGUUUCAGUAAUGAUGUCCGGGUAUUAUGACCAGCACCAUCGCUGGGAGCCACUUGCAGAAUUCCAUUUUAACAUUGACAGUGAUGAAGACGAGCUGUUUGAUGAAAAUAACUAUGUCUACUGCUUAUGCAGCAGAGUUUGUAUCAGGGAUGGCGUAAGGAGACAUGCUGAAAAAGAAGAAGGCAGCGAGAGUGACGUGGAAGUUCUCCAGGACUCGCAAUUCCAUGAGUGGGAGGACGAAUCCCAUGUGCACUUCUCCGUCGAUACUUCCUAUAAAGUGAAGUGCGAGAAAGAUGAAGGCGCCAGUUGUUACUGCAGCGCGUCUCACACAGACAACUACUGUUCCACGGACGAGCAUGACCCAGCCCAACUCCAUCUAUCCCACGCGCUGCAGCCCAGCGACAGCGGAGCAGACCUCACCUACCCUGACUGCCUCUCUGACAACUACAAACUCGAGAAGAUGGACCAAGACUACCCCCUAACAGAAACAAAUGAGAACUAUAUGUCUGAAAACACUUGGGAUAAAUUCUGGGCAGUCAACGGAGAAAGACUCAUUUGGGCAUCCUGGAUCAAAAAGUACAGUGAUUACAUAAACCCAAAUUAUUUAGAUGAAAACAAUGAACUCGCUCUGGACGACCAGAGCAUACCGAAACAGCAUUCAGCUGAUGCUAUAUUUGAAAAAGAAACAGACAGAUUUAAGAAAAAUGAAGAGGAAAGUAUGAGAGACAGAAAAUUCUCGUAUGACUCUAAAGUUAAUCCGUAUAAGAAGAAGAAAUCUAAUCAGCCUGUAGAAAAAAGUGAUAAGAAUGUGGAUGGGCAGAAAGAUGAUAUUUGGUUGCCUAUAGGGAGGAGACGGUCAUGUUCAGAAAACGACAGAAUGCUUAGUCCUAGAACUAUGGCUGGGACUGACUCCAUGACAAAUGUGACUAAGAUCACUCUCUCAAGUUACGACGUAACUUCGAGCCAUGUUACUUCAGAAUCUACUGCAUCUGAUGACUACAGUGUAUCAUCAUCAACAUCUGAUGAUCAAAACGAUCAAACAAGAAUAGCUAACAUUGAUGAAAAUCAAGAUCAACCAUUAUCAGAAGAGUUAGACACUGAGCAAUAUUGGCAGUUCUUAUGGAAGAAACAUUUCGGAGAUCAAUACGCAUUGCAUUACGCGAAUUAUCUUGAAAGUCAUUCACAGGAAACUAUGCCUGAAAUCACUAUAGACAAACUGCCUGAGAAGAAAAAUGAAGAGAAACUUCUCGAUGUCGAAUGUGAGAACAGCGAAGGGAAUUCUCAAGAGAUGCCAACAGUUAUAGAAGUACAGGCUCAAGUUGAUAAAAUUAAGUUAGACGAUAAAGUUAGUAAACCGAGGAAGAGGAAUAAGAAAUCAAGUUCUAGAUAUCUCGGGUCAGUCGGGGUGUUACUACAGAAUUUGCUUAAAGAAGAGCAAAAGAAAGCUCAAGAACCGACAGAUGGUACCGGAGAUCAGAGUCAGAAUGAUACAAAUCUAAGUCCAAAUGAUGUCAAAGAGGCAGACACAGUUGACGGAGUUACUACAACACCUCAAAAUGAUAUUAACAACCGGUCGGUCGAAAGGGACGGCGGUGAUGAGCCUCCAGAGGAAAGACCGGUGUCUUUAAAGAGAAGCCACGAACUAGAUGAGGAUACAGAGGACAGUUCAGAGAUAAUAAAAGAUACGUUUGAAGCGAUGGGUUUCUGCCUGAAGGCGGGCGGUAUGCCGCGCGGGCAGCUGGUGUACAAGAAGAGAGUGGCGCGGCUCCGGCCGCCGCGCAGCCGGCGCUACGGAGCGCCGAGGAAGACGUAUUUCGAUGAUGAUGGGAACCCUUGUGAGAUGGAUCAGGGUCAAGAAUCCCACGACGAAAGAGAAAUGCAAUCAGACGAAGAGUGUGCCGUGAAAUCGGACACAAAAAGAUGGAGACACACCAAGAUCAGCGGAGGAUGUCCUAGCCACCACACCAAGAUCAAUGGAGGAUGUACUAGCCACCGCUGCCUCGAUAGCGUUGCCGGAAUGGCCAACUCCGAGUCAACGAAACGCAGGCGCCGUCAGAAGCGACACACGAAAGCCGAUGACGUCACGGACAUGCCUAUAGAGUUGCAAGGAAACCCCAAAAUGCUCAAAUAUUGGAAGAAACGACAUUCCCUCUUUCACAGAUUCGACGAGGGCAUAAAGCUAGACUACGAGAGCUGGUUCAGCGUGACUCCAGAGAACGUGGCGUGGCACAUCGCCGACAAAUGUCGCUACGACGUGUUGCUAGACGCCUUCUGUGGAGCCGGCGGGAAUACUAUACAGUUCGCGCAUACUUGUAAGAAAGUGAUAGCAGUGGACAUCGACCCAGCGAAGAUCGCCCUAGCACAACACAACGCGGAAGUAUACGGGGUGGCAGACCGCAUAGAGUUCAUAGUUGGCGACUUCUUCAAACUGGCGCCGACUCUUAAGGCAGACGCUGUGUUCUUGUCACCGCCGUGGGGCGGGCCGUCUUAUUCAGAGAGUAACGAAUACGAUAUAGAGACGAUGCUGGAGCCGAAACCUGCGUCCGCUCUACUGUCCGCAGCGCGUACCGUCAGCAGCAAUGUCGCGCUCUACCUACCUCGCAACACUCGCACUGAUCAGAUCCUGUCUCUUGCUAAGGAGGUUGGUGGUUCCGUGGAAGUAGAACAGAGCUACUUGGAUCGACGGUUUGUCGCCAUCACAGCCUACUUCUACUGAUCUAUAAAACAUAAAGGCUGGAGAUAAUCCUGUCUGUGAAUGUGUCUACUAUUAAAGCAAUGGAACCUGCAAUAAAAGGGCAAAAAAUAGUACCUAACUACUAACUAACAAACAAGCACAUUUUUCUACACUAAAUAUUUUUUGUUUUUUUUAUACGAUAAGGGAGUAUUACCAAGGAUUAUUUAUAUAGGAUUUACAAUCU